UAGGAGGAAAUGACGGAAAACACCGGCUUCUGAUUGGUGAGCGCCGGUCGGGAGCGGAAGCCGGUGUUUCACAGCCCAGAGCUUUUGCUGUAGUCACUCUAGCUCCUCGGUUGACUUAGACUCGCGUUACUCGCUGCGGUCCUGGCAAGCUUUGUCCGGAGAUGCCGUUCGGCUGCCUUCUACAGGGAGCUUAAUCCACCCUGCCUGCCGCUCGGAUGGGAAGGCCAGAGGACUAUAAACUGCAGUCAAUAUUGUUUUGCUGAGGAAUUUUGGGAAAGACAGCUGAAGUUUCCAUUCCAUGGAUCCCUUGGGUGCACCUUCCCAGUUUGUGGAUGUGGACACACUACCAAGUUGGAGUGACUCGUGUGAAGAUGGAGUGAAUUCUGACACUGCAGCUGAAAAGUUACAGGAAGACACUAUUCGAUCACCUUUUCCUUAUAAUAAGGACAUCAAUGGGAAAGUGGUUAUUUGGAAAGGAGAUGUGGCAAUACUAAACUGUACAGCUAUUGUGAAUACCAGCAAUGAGACUCUCACGGAUAAGAAUCCUGUGUCAGAAAGUAUCUUCAUGCUUGCAGGGCCUGAUUUGAAGGAGGACCUCCAGAAACUUAAAGGUUGCCGGACAGGUGAAGCAAAAUUGACCAAAGGAUUUAAUCUAGCUGCCCGGUUCAUUAUUCACACAGUAGGACCGAAGUACAAGAGCCGCUAUCGAACUGCAGCUGAGAGUUCCCUGUACAGCUGCUACCGAAAUGUACUCCAGCUGGCGAAAGAACAGUCAAUGUCGUCUGUUGGAUUCUGUGUCAUAAAUUCUGUAAAGCGAGGUUAUCCUUUAGAGGAUGCAACACACAUAGCACUUCGCACUGUAAGGCGAUUUCUAGAAAUUCAUGGGGAAACCAUUGAAAAAGUAGUAUUUGCCGUCUCUGAACUUGAAGAGGCUACCUACCAAAGGCUACUACCUCUGUAUUUCCCAAGGUCACUGAAGGAGGAGAGUCGGUCGUUGCCGUACCUCCCUGCAGAUAUUGGAAAUGCAGAAGGGGAACCUGUAGUACCUGAACGGCAGAUUAGGAUAAGUGAAAAACCUGGUGCUCCAGAAGACAUCCAAGAAGAAGAGGAUGAAGGCUUGGGAGUUGAUCUCUCUUUCAUUGGUUCUCAUGCUUUUGCUCGAAUGGAAGGGGAUAUUGAUAAGCAAAGAAGAUUAAUCCUUCAGGGACAGUUAUCAGAGGCAGCCCUACAGAAGCAGCAUCAAAGAAAUUAUAAUCGCUGGUUAUGUCAAGCAAGAUCUGAGGAUCUGUCUGAUAUUGCUUCUCUCAAAGCCUUAUACCAAACAGGUGUUGAUAACUGUGGUCGCACUGUGAUGGUGGUAGUUGGAAGAAACAUUCCUGUAACAUUAAUAGAUAUGGACAAGGCACUCCUGUACUUUAUCCAUGUAAUGGAUCACAUUGCUGUGAAAGACUAUGUAUUAGUCUAUUUUCACACACUGACCAGCGAAUACAAUCAUCUUGACUCUGAUUUCCUCAAGAAACUCUACGAUGUUGUUGAUGUCAAAUACAAAAGGAACUUGAAGGCUGUGUAUUUUGUCCAUCCAACAUUUCGUUCAAAGGUGUCAACGUGGUUUUUCACCACCUUUUCUGUCUCAGGACUAAAGGACAAAAUCCACCAUGUGGACAGCCUCCACCAGCUCUUUUCUGCCAUAUCUCCAGAACAGAUUGACUUUCCUCCUUUUGUCCUUGAAUAUGAUGCCAGGGUAAGAAGGAUCAGCAGUUUCCCCUCACCUGUUGUGUUACAUAAACUAUUCUUUUAAGGGCAGUGUUUGUGCUCACUACAUCCUUUCAUUAUAAGAUCCUGUAAAUUUAAAUCACUGUGUUGUAGGAUACUUUAUAAUAUCGUUUCAUAUCCUUUUCCUUCAAUAACUAAGAAAGAUUUUACCCAAAGAGAGGACUUAUAGUCAAAGCAUACAUUCUUAGUGGGAGAUUUUUUGAGCUGUGGUGUGCAGCCGGUCCUUGGUUGUAUUGCCAGUUUUCUACCACCUUUGAGACAGCAACUUCUUCAUGAUAU
Messenger RNA from Chrysochloris asiatica (Cape golden mole), 2052 nucleotides. It is a transcript of the gene GDAP2, whose product is annotated as ganglioside induced differentiation associated protein 2. The coding region runs from base 299 to 1798 and encodes 499 amino acids. The record is from RefSeq and is a predicted model, not a curated record. Lineage: Eukaryota; Metazoa; Chordata; Mammalia; Afrosoricida; Chrysochloridae. The transcript is spliced from 13 exons.